AUGGAUUCUAGACUUGAUAAUGUUGAGAAAGAGGUUACCAAGUUGGGAGUUGAAAUGGGUACCAUCCGGGAGUGUUUGGUGGAGUUACAAUCAUGGGUACGACGAAAGAAUGAAGAAGAGUCGAGUAGAACAGAGGGACGUUCAACAAAAAAUAUUCAAUCUCACAACGACGAAAAUAUAAACGGAGCCAGUGGGUCAGGGAGUAGUAACCAAAACCGCAGUGAAAUAGGAGGGAGAAAGUUGGAGAUGCCAAUCUUCUCCGACGAAGACCCUUAUGGGUGGAUCUUUAGAGUAGAGCGGUACUUCAACAUCAAUGGCAUCUCGGAAGAAGGAAAGCUGACGGCAGCUACUGUCUGCAUGGAGGGAGAAGCUAUCAAUUGGUUCCAGUGGACAGAAUCCAAAACACCAGCAAGCUCAUGGGCUAUGUUGAAAUUAGCACUACUUCAGAGAUUCAAUGGAUCCCAAGAACUCAACCCCUAUGAAUCCCUAAUGGCGAUGAAGCAAACUGGGUCAGUGGUAGAUUUCCGUCGUCAAUUUGAAGCAGUAGCAGCUCUGUUGGUAGGAGAGAAAGAAGAGAUCCUACAAGCUGCGUUUAUAAAUGGACUAAAAACAGAAAUUAGAGCUGAGGUUAGGUUGGCCCAACCAAACUCUUUAAUUCAGAUUAUUGAACUGGCCCAAAGAAUUGAAGAAAAAAACCAAGCCUUAGAAGAGGCCCAAGUGGGGGUAAACCGGGUUUCACGCACAAGUGGGCCUGGGUUUUCAUAUGGAUCCAGGAGUAUAACCCAUUUUGAUAACCAUAACCCGACCCAGUUCAAUAUUAGCCCAAAAUUUCCCAAUUCGACAGUUUCGACAGAAUCCCUAAAAGCUAACCCAAAUACUUUCUCCCAUGUUACUCAACGGCCACUGGAAUCUUCCAUGCAAGGGUCGACGGCGAACUCUUACCCACGCGAACCAACGACAACGAGCUCCAGGCCAUUCGAACGACACGGGUUUCCACGACGAGACUUACCUUUUCUUCGGAUGACAGAUGCCGAGAUCCAGAUGAAGCGAGAGAAGGAAAUAUGUUUUAAGUGUGAUGGGAAGUACUCGAUUGGGCACAAAUGUGGGGAGAAACAAUUUCAAAUCCUCCUGAUUGAUGAAAAAGAAGAAGAAGACCCAGAUCCAAGUGUGGGGGAGGAGAUUAUCGAAACUGAAACAGAGAAACCACAGGAGAAUGUAGAGCUUUCGCUGAGUUCAGUGGUGGGGAUUCAAGGCCCGAAGACAAUGAAACUCAAAGGAAGAAUCCAAGGUAAGGAAUGGAUUGUGUUGAUUGAUAGUGGGGCUUCCCACAAUUUUAUUAGCUCAAAAGUGGUUGAACAGUUGGGAAUACCAGUGGUGAGGACUCAAUCCUUCGGAGUCGGAGUUGGUGAUAGAUACAGUGUGAGAUGUGAAGGGGAAUGUAGGGACGUGUGCAUGGAGUUACAAGGGGUGAAUAUUAUCCAGAAUUUUUUCCCGUUCGAUAUGAGCAGCGCAGACGUGGUACUGGGUAUUGCUUGGCUUGAGACCUUGGGCGAAACCAUUACGUAUUGCCGGAAACAAAUUAUGAAGUUUACAAUGGGACACAAAACAGUCUAUCAAUCUAGGGAUCCCUCUCUUACCAAGACAUUGGUUUCCCUCAAGGCAAUGAUUAAGACACUACAAAGCGAAGGGCAGGGUUGUUUGAUCGAAUUUGGGCAGCUACAGACUCAGUCUGCAAAUGCGGGGAGUAUCGAUGACAGACUGCUGCAAGUCUUGGGCAAGUUUAGCCAAGUCUUCGAACCACUCUCCGGGUUACCACCCGUCAGGUCCAGAGACCACGCCAUUCAGCUAAUCCCCGGGACACAACCACCAAACCUCAGAACCUACCGGUACCCUUAUUACCAGAAAAAUGAGAUCGAGCGUUUUGUCAAGGAGAUGUUGGCUUCGGGAAUUAUAAAACCAAGCAUCAGUCCGUUUUUCAGCCCUGUUUUAUUGGUGAAAAAGAAGGAUGGAGGGUGGCAAUUCUGUGUCGACUACCGGGCAGUUAAUAAAGUGACAAUCCCGGAUAAAUUUCCUAUUCCAGCUAUUGAUGAAUUGUUUGAUGAGUUAGAAGGGGCAACAGUUUUUUCAAAACUUGAUUUGAAAUCCGAUUAUCAUCAGAUUAGAGUGCGGCCAAAAAACAAACCAAAGACUGCCUUUCCGACACACGAAGGGCACUAUGAAUUUCUCGUCAUGCCUUUCGGCCUUACCAAUGCACCUGCAACCUUUCAAGCUAUCAUGAAUGAUGAGAACCAGUUGGUGGUCAAUCAGAAAAAGUGUCAGUUCAGGCAACUACAGUUGGAAUAUCUGGGACAUAUUGUAUCAGCUGAAGGUGUAGCCGUUGAUCCCAGUAAAAUAGACAGCAUCACUAAACGGCCGACACCAAAGGACAUCCGGGAACUUAGGGGAUUUCUCGGGCUGAUAGGUUACUACCGCCGUUUUGUUCGCGAUUAUGGUAAAGUUGCUCUUCCACUCACUGCCCUGUUGAAAAAGGAUUCUUUUGGGUGGAAUCCAACAGCUCCACAAGCCUUUGAAGACUUAAAAAGAAUCAUGACCAGUGUUCCUGUCUUACGGAUGCCCAACUUCACUCAAGAGUUUAUUAUCGAGACCGAUGCUUCAAGAAGCGGGUCAGGGGCAGUGUUGAUGCAAGAGGGGAGGCCUAUUGCAUUUCUCAGUUAA
Pistacia vera is the source of this 2715-nucleotide messenger RNA. RefSeq lists its product as uncharacterized. The record is from RefSeq and is a predicted model, not a curated record. Bases 1 to 2715 code for a protein of 904 amino acids. NCBI's taxonomy places the organism in Eukaryota, Viridiplantae, Streptophyta, Magnoliopsida, Sapindales, Anacardiaceae. The transcript has 2 exons.